Messenger RNA from Mobula hypostoma (lesser devil ray), 1426 nucleotides. Its product is annotated as gasdermin-A-like. Bases 131 to 1426 code for a protein of 431 amino acids. The record is from RefSeq and is a predicted model, not a curated record. The transcript is spliced from 10 exons. NCBI's taxonomy places the organism in Eukaryota, Metazoa, Chordata, Chondrichthyes, Myliobatiformes, Myliobatidae.
GGGAGGGAGUGGGACCUAGAGUGCACAGUUCACUCAAUAAAGUCUUUCUGCUUGUACCAUAACAGAGGGUGUUGAGAUUGGUCACUGGAGGGACUCUGCUUUUGUUGGAUCAUUGAUCUCAGUAGAAAGGAUGUUUAAAAAAGCGGUACAGCAACUUAUAAACCAGGUUGAUUCUGGAGGAGAUCUGAUCCCAAUGACCAGUGUAUACGACUCGGAGAAGUUUAAACCUCUGUGCCUGGUCUGCAGGAGAACAGGAGGCCCCUUCUGGAGAAAGGCAAAGUACAAUUGCACUGAGUUCAAUCUGAAGCAGAUUCUGAUUGACGAUGACAGCUUACCCACAGCUCAGCAAAAUGAUUUGUCCUUCCAGUUUUCGAAGUCAUUAGACACGAAAGGAUGUGUAGUGGUCAAUAACUAUCCACAUAUUGCAAGCAAAAUGUGUGAAACCAUUGUGCUGAAGGGAAUAAAGCAAGUUUAUGUCGAUGUGCCAGAACUAGUGCAAAGCCUGGAAACACGAAAACUCGGACGUUCUUGGGAGUUCGUCAAAAAGAAUUAUUCAGGACAUCUCUGCGUGGUUACUGAAACAUUAAUUUGUGAACAGCCCCUCACACUGAAGAAAGCUAACAAAAAACAAUUAGGACUUAACAUGACUCUCUUCGACAUUGCAGGUGCAGAAUAUCGCCUUGCGACAGAAAGCGUACAGUGCAUUCCUAAGGGUUCAGUCCUUGCCUUCAAAGUAUGGGACCUCACUGUUACUAAAGAUGGCACGCUAUGUCUAUCAAACCCAAAGAAGCAGAGCCAGACAGAGUCUUGGAUGAGCGUGGACAGCACAGAAGUUGGUGGAAUAGAAGGGUUUGGAAUUUGCGGUGAACUUCAAUGUCUUGAUGAUGGAUUGAAGCAACAUCUCCUGGACCUCGUGUGUCAAAUUAUUGAAGACUCCGAACUGCUUUCUAUUCUGAGUGACGUGUUCUCCGAUGCUUGUGCUGGAAUGGACUAUAACCUCUCAGAACUGAACAAACUGGAGGAAGGUAGAAGGGAAAUUGGAGAAAAUCUCCUGUCAAUCUGGAGUGAGGAGCAGUUGAAGAAUGCAGCCAAAGACCAGCUUGUUAAGGCCGUCUCCUUUCUCUUAGCAGCUUUGGAAGAUCUGUCACCAGCAACGUUGCAGCUGCUGGUGAAAAGUUUGAAGAUGCAGAUUCUGUCCCAGCAAUUCACCCUGGUCACCACCAUUCUUAAUGAUAACAGCCAAGUUGACCAGAUACUAAAAAUAGGGACCGAAAAUUUCGCAGAGGAUGCGUUUGGAACAACUGCAGAGAUGCUGAGUGAAAUUGGACUUCAUCUGGAGAGAGACAGGGUCGAGAAGAAGAGGGAGCUGAGUCUCUAUGAACUGUCUAUUGCCUUGUGCUAUCUAAAUGCUCUAAGCAGCCAUUGA